Nelumbo nucifera (sacred lotus) is the source of this 2967-nucleotide messenger RNA. The record is from RefSeq and is a predicted model, not a curated record. NCBI's taxonomy places the organism in Eukaryota, Viridiplantae, Streptophyta, Magnoliopsida, Proteales, Nelumbonaceae.
AAUGGGUGCAAUUAUCAGAGUUGACAGAUACUACACCGUCCGACAACGGACGUGGGUGCGGUUUUCGGGGUUGGCACUUGGCAGGGCCGUAGGAAUACGGUAAUCGAAUAAACGAUUAGACAUGGAAACGGUUCUUUGAGGUUUCAAGUGUGUUUUCUUCUUCGUUGUCUUCACUCUUCACUGUCCAGUUUUCGGGCGAAACCCCGACCUGUGUUGCGGAAACGAGAGGAGAGGGGGCGAAUUCCUAGCGAACGAGCGAGCUAGAGAAGAGAGCGAAGAGAUGUCUCAGUUCUGGAAGCCUGGUUCGGAGAGACCUCGACUUAUUGAUGACGAAGAAGGCGGGGUCAUUUUCUACUCCUCGUCUCCAUCCACCUCCUCUGGUUUCGGAUAUGCCACCAUCGAGAAGCAGCGACAGAGGCUUCCAGUUUACAAGUACCGUACUGCAAUUCUCUAUCUUGUUGAGACUCAUGCGACCACUAUCAUUGUGGGGGAGACGGGUAGCGGUAAAACUACUCAGAUACCUCAGUAUCUCAAUGAAGCAGGCUGGGCUGAGGGUGGACGUAUAAUAGCUUGCACCCAACCRAGAAGAUUGGCUGUCCAGGCAGUUGCCUCAAGAGUAGCAGAGGAGAUGGGUGUCAAACUUGGCGAAGAGGUUGGGUACACAAUUCGUUUCGAAGAUCUUACAAAUCCAGACACAACCAAGGUCAAAUUUCUUACAGAUGGAGUACUCCUUAGGGAAAUGAUGGAUGACCCUCUUUUGACCAAAUACAGUGUCAUAAUGGUAGAUGAGGCUCAUGAAAGGUCACUUUCAACUGAUAUCCUAUUGGGCCUGUUGAAAAAGAUCCAACGACGUAGACCUGAGUUGCGUCUGAUAAUAUCAUCUGCUACAAUUGAAGCCAAGUCAAUGUCUUCUUUUUUCCAGACCAGCAGCAAGAAACGUAAAGGGCAAACUGGAGAAGAUUUGGAGCCAAGAACCGACCCUGCCAUUCUAUCAGUAGAAGGUAGAGGGUUUAAUGUACAAAUUCAUUAUCUUGAGGAACCUGUCUCCGAUUAUCUUCAAGCUGCUGUUUCAACUGUGUUGUCAAUUCAUGAUCAGGAACCCAUGGGCGAUAUUCUGGUAUUCCUUACAGGUCAAGAYGAUAUUGAUGCUGCUGUUCAAUUACUAACAGAAGAAGUUCAUAAUAACAGAAAGCACUCAGGGUUAAUUAUUUUGCCUCUGUAUUCGGGCCUUCCACGUGCAGAACAGGACCUUGUGUUUUCUCCAACCCCUAGAGGACAGAGGAAGAUUAUUAUAUCAACUAAUAUUGCAGAGACAUCAUUGACCUUGGAGGGCAUUGUUUACGUUGUGGAUAGUGGGUUUUCAAAACAGCGCUUCUAUAAUCCGAUUUCAAACAUUGAAAACCUGGUAGUGGCACCAAUAUCCCAGGCAUCUGCUAGACAAAGAGCUGGUAGAGCUGGAAGGGUACGGCCAGGAAAGUGUUACCGGUUAUAUACAGAAGAGUACUUUGUCAAGGAAAUGUCUACUCAGGGGAUCCCAGAGAUGCAGAGAACAAACCUUGUUUCUUGUGUUAUUCAAUUGAAAGCUUUGGGUAUAGAUAAUAUCUUAGGCUUUGAUUGGCUUGCAUCUCCAUCGCCAGAGGCAGUGAUUAGAGCUCUUGAAGUUCUUUAUUCACUGAGAAUUCUUGAUGAUGAUGCUAAACUUACUUCACCCACUGGAUUUCAAGUUGCAGAGAUUUCAUUGGAUCCAAUGAUCUCAAAAAUGAUCUUAUCGGCAAACCUACUUGGGUGUUCUGAGGAAAUUAUCACCAUAUCUGCAAUUCUAUCUAUUCAGUCCAUCUGGGUUUCUGUUAGAGGAUCACAGAAGGAGUUGGAUGAAGCGAAGCUGCGAUUUGCUGUUGCUGAGGGUGACCAUGUGACUUACCUGAAUGUAUACAAAGGAUUCCUCGAGUCUGGUAAAUCUUCCCAAUGGUGUUACAAGAAUUUCAUAAAUUACCAUGCAAUGAAAAAGGUUAUUGAGAUUAGAGAACAACUCAGGAGGAUAGCUCAAAGGAUAGGUAUAGCCUUAAAAUCUUGUGAAGGGAACACCGAGGUACUGAGGAAGGCAAUUACUGCUGGAUUUUUUGCUAAUGCAUGCCAUUUGGAAACCUUCAGUAAGGGUGGGAUGUACAAGACUGUUCGAGGUUCUCAAGAAGUUUACAUCCAUCCAUCAUCUGUUCUCUUCAGAGUUAAUCCAAAGUGGGUUAUCUUCCAUUCUCUUGUUUCAACUGAUCGACAAUACAUGCGCAAUGUCACUGCUAUUGAUCCUUCUUGGCUGAUAGAGGCAGCUCCUCACUUUUAUGAGCACCAAAGAGGCAAUCCUGUUGCAUACUGACUACAUCCCAUGAGGCAUUUUCUAUUUCCAUUGGAAUUGAGGCCCCGUUCGCUUUUUGGGUUUGAAGCUUCCGAAGAGUUUUGGUUGUUUUGUCCGUCAAUGCAAGAGAGCUUGUGAAAAUCCAUUAUCAACAUCUUUAAGCAUAUAUUGGGUGCUGCAUGUGAUUCCAAAGUGCCAGAAGAUGCUGUACAUAAGCUUCGCUUGAUAUAAAUGCAGCAGACCAUUUAACCUUCAUUGUCUAAAAGGUUCACCUUGAUGACACAGGAUGGUGUUUCUGCAAAAGAGGAGCAUCUAGAACAAUAGUAAUCAAGAGUCAGGUUUAAUAAAGAUUGGAUCUUCAGUACCUUUGCUUUACUGUCAGUCCUGGUUGUGACAAUACUUGAGAAGUUAGAAUCAUAGAACUAGAUCGUUAAAUUAAACGGUAAAGAAAAAAUUUCAGCUGAUGGUUCAAUUUUAUUCACUUGUCAUAGUUUGGUUAGCUGAUGCACGGGUCUGGAUUGAGACUGAUAGUUGAACCUGAACUAAAUUGUAUUGAACCCGUUUUCUGUUUGAUCCAUAGUUUUGCGAUGCUAGUGUGGAACAUUAGUUGAACUGCA